Messenger RNA from Penicillium cosmopolitanum, 1089 nucleotides. RefSeq lists its product as uncharacterized. NCBI's taxonomy places the organism in Eukaryota, Fungi, Ascomycota, Eurotiomycetes, Eurotiales, Aspergillaceae. The record is from RefSeq and is a predicted model, not a curated record. Gene Ontology annotation, cellular component: membrane. The transcript is spliced from 3 exons. The coding region runs from base 1 to 1089 and encodes 362 amino acids.
AUGUCCAGUGGCCUCCCCACCCUCAACCGGCUGCGCAAGCCGGAGCUAGUUGAGAUCGCCGAGCGAACCAAGCUCACCGACAUCUCCGAUUUAAACAAGGGCGAUCUCGCCGUCGCGCUGGACAAGCACCUCAGCGAUAACCAAGCCACUCUAUCUAACGACAAGAAGCUCGCCGACUACUUCAAGCGCCUAGCUGCGCCCGCUCGCGGAGAAUCCCCCGUCAAGCGCGAACCCAGAGUUGAGCUCGCCACCCCCGCGUCGGAGAAGAAGACGCCUGGUCGCAAACCCAAGCAACGCGAGACUGCAAGCAGCCGCGACAGCGAGUCCGAAGAUGCUGCCAAAUCCCCCGCAUUCAAGACUCCCUUGAACAAGGCGCAGGCCUCAGUCGCACGCUCCUCAUCGCGCGUGCGAUCCGUCAUUGAAUCCACAACUCAACAGCUACCCCCAUCCCCGGCCAUCGUGACCGACGCAAUUGACCGCCAAACAGCGCGUAUGCGCGAAGGUCUCGAGACGGCAUGGACAGACUCGGGUGUUGUGGAGUACCAGCAUGCCUUGCGCUCCGCGCUAAGCAGCCUCAAGGCCGUCGAAACCAUCGUUCUCCUCCUCGAGGGCGGAAGUAUGCUGAAAGAGCUGGUUCCAUUGCGCUAUCUGACUACCACCCCCGCAGUUGACGCGAUUCACCUCCCUUCACUUCCGAUCAAGGUUCCCGAUCUGUUCGUCCUGUUGAGCGGGUCGUUCUGGGCUCCGUUCACGCUGUGGCUGCUGUCUGGUCUGAUCCUGCCUUUGAUCGCGGCUUACUUUAUUAAUCUGAGCUAUCAAGCUGCUACCGGUGGUUCCGGUGCGCGUCGUAGUCGUUCUUCGUCCGCUGCGGCUGAUCGCGCGAGCUUUGAUCCGCUUACGUUCAAUAUUGCCAAGGCUUUGCUUGUUUACAAGGUUUAUGUUGACCACCUUGGCUUCUUUGAUUUGUUCAGUCACUAUACCAUCGCCAGGGUUAACGCCUCUGUGCCCGGUGGCUGGGGUGGUAUGUUGACUGGUACCGCUAUUGGAGUCAUUGGAACUCUUUACGAGGCUAUUUUGCACCGCCAAUAG